AAACAGGCUUUUGUGCUUUCUCCCCGAUUUCCUCUCUCUCUCCCUCUCUCUCUCUCUCCAUCCCCCUCCCCACUCUUUCUCUGUCUCUUUCUCUCACCUCUCUCCUCAGUGCAUCAUCCUACAGCUCAGUUGGAAUAUGCUCUUACUUUCCCCCUGCCUCAGCUCCUCACUUCCUCUCCUGACUGACUCACUCACUCCUGCUGCUCUCCUCUCCAACCUCCUUCCUCUCUGUCACUCACUCCUGAUCCCGAAGACACCAUGGUGAACAGAUAACCUCCUGGCCAUCCUGACACCAUGGGUGCCUGCCUCUGCAAAGGUCACAAAGAGCUCCAACAUCCCAUGACAGUCCUACAGGACCAGAGUGUGGAGGGUCAGCCAUCCUCUGACAAUGAUGGGCAGAAUCCCUCCAAUGGCAGUGUGGCAGAUAAAAGCAACCGCUACGACAUAGGCGAGCUGGCCACCUCCUCUUUGAUUGGUCUGGUGGCCACGAUAAAGGAACACAUCACCAAGCCGACAGCGAUGGCCCAGGGGCGAGUGGCCCACCUGAUUGAGUGGAAGGGUUGGGGCGGAGGCGGUGAGGCCGGCAGGGGCGGAUGGAACGGGGCCGGGGGUAAAGGAGGUGGAGGAUGGGGGGUUGCAGAGCUGCAUGAAGACGAACAAUUCUACUCUCAAAUGACGGAUGAGAUCAAGGAAGCUCGCUUUGCAGCAGGGGUGGCGGAGCAGUUUGCUCUGGCUGAAGCAGCCAUGAAUGUGUGGUCUCUGACCGACGGCUUAGAGCAGCCCUCCACAAGCUUACAAGCUGCACAAAGCCACUACCUUUCUCAGUUCCUGCUGGACGGUGGAAGCAUCAGUGUUCCUCAGCACCUGUACAGCAUCCACCCUCAGACUUACGACGACUACAGGACAACCCACCUGAUACCUGUGCCGAUGGCCGACUCACUUUCCCCGAUGUCCAACUCUCAGCAGGACAGAGAUCAAACCUUUGAGGACAGAAGCCCUGGGACUGGAGAGGCUGCUGUCAGACACGUAGACAGCAGCUCGCUAUCAGAGGAUGACGUUUUUUAUAACUAGACUCAAAUGGAACACAAUCCAGCAAUCAUGAUGGCAAUCUCUGAAAUGAAAAUGACCCAGAGGACGUAACCCCCAGCUACCAGCAAUCAGACACAAAAUGGAAAGGCAGACUUAUGUGGAAUAUCUCAAGGGGCAAUUUGUCAAAUGGCAGGUCUGUAAGGGUCUGAACCCCUGGUCCUCAGACAUAAAGACCCAUAAGACUCCAAACUGUAUUUUCUCCAUGGUUGAGCAAAUGCUUCAAUGAAUGUACAUCAUUCCACCAUCACAUUUUUUAUUCAGUGUACAUAGGACACUUUCAAAUUAAAUGUAGAACUGAACUGUGAAGAACCAAAAGAUACUGUUGUAAAAUAUCUUGUUAUAAAACUUCAGUUUGAAUAUAUGUGCUGAAUAAGGUUGUUCUGAUCUGUUUUUCUGUCACAGCGAAGAACUCAAGAAUAACAUGAAGGCAGUCGGAGUAGAGGAAAUCUGACAAAAGAAAUUGAAAGUGUGUCUUCUUUCAGGUUUUCAAUCUGGAUCCGAAGAGCAGAAGAAGUCUGGUGUGAGGAAAGCAUACAGCCAAUUAUCUGCCUGAGCCCAAUCUAUGAUUAGCUUUAAUUCACACUUUUCUGAGUGCGACCGGGGUGCAGAGAGGGGUGCAGGGAGGGGUGCAGAGAGGGGUGCAGGGAGGGGUGCACAGACAAGACGAGUGUAAAAACAGAGAGGGAGGAGGACACGGGUGUGUGGUCGUGUGUCUAUUUCUGUUUGUGUGUUAGCAUGCCUGUGUGAGAGAAUGAAGGUGUUUUUGUGUCAUUUUUAAAGCAGAGGUUUGAAGCUGUGCUUUGUGAUGUGUCAAAGCUAUUCUGCCUUUUGUUAUCUUGGUGCAGCUCUGGAGGGUGUUCAAUCAGUGUGAAAAAACUAAACAAAAGGCUGAGCACAAAACAAAACACUCGAGCAGGACAAUCAACUGAAUGGAGCUUUAAUUAUUUCUGAAGUGCAACAACAGCAGCUGAAAUACUUUUUUCUCUGCAGCAAAUUAUGAAAAAAAGACAAAUGACAGUUUGAAAUUAAACAGUCACUCUUUCAAGUUGUUGCUGUGUUACAUCUUGAUCUUUAAAGUAAGGCUUUCAGCGUUAAUGCAUUGAUCAUAAUGAGCUUCAGGUCUGAUAUUAACAGGUCAUUUUCAUUAUUUUCUUAUUCCUACUAUUUGGUCCCUUUUGGCACACCGUAGUGAAGCCUCUGCAGUGUCUUCCUGCUUCCUACUGUUGCCAUGUGUUGGAAAAUAAUGACACCAUUGUCCUUUUGAACGGCUCAUUUCACUUUGAAAAUCUCCCAGACGGCUCAGUUGACAAGUCAGAAGUAAUAUGCACUUUGCGUCACACAAAAUUAAAGGGUUACCGAAGGGUAGAAGUUUGAGCCACCACCUAUGAACUAAGCAUACAGGUGCAGCAAGUCAGACUGAUGUCCGCGGGCACCUGCAUCACAAGCCAGUAGACAACUAAGUUGGAGUGUAAGAAUCACCACAGACCUUUUUAUGGAACUAAAUUGUUAAAUACAGUGCCUGCUGAAUGGGUGGCAGCUGACUGCAGACUAGUCAGUUCUGAGGAGGACUCGGAUCCAAAGAUGUGUUGUGACCAGUAGUGCCACAGCACAGCAUCUAUUUGAGGAUCAUUUGGUUCUCAAAUAAAAACACUGGUAAAAAUUUUUACUUUAAUACGGACCAAAAAAAACUGUUUUUAGUAUUUUGUUAACUUACAGAUAAUUUCAAAGGGGCAGUUACUACUUAACUGUCAAUCAGCUACCUAUUUAAGCAAUUUCUGAGUUCUUUAAGAACUUUCAACAAAUUUUGUCCAUCAGAGGCAACUAGAGCUUUUUCAUAUCAUAUGACUUACAGAUAGGUACAGUGAGAUAAGAUGGGGAAAAGUGAUAAAAAUCCAUUUUAAAGGACAAUUUCACAUUUUAAAAAACUUUUAAAAUGUAGAAACUUGCUGUGUUAGUGAAGCAAACUAAUUAUCUUUGUAUGGGCACGGUGCUGAAUCACAGCAUUGUUGAAAACCUGUACAACAACACUCCCUUUUAUGUGAUAUUGCUUUGUUGUACUGAAUGAAGAAAUGAAGUGAUCCAGGUGAAAGUUGGUGAAGUGGGUUUGUUGCACCCAGGGAUGAUUUCUGAGACAUACUUGCUUAUUAUCAGAGUAGGUGAGAUUACCACCACCAGGGGGAGCUGUAGGGUGGAGUUCUUAAUUUAAAACAUUUAAGCUUUAUUUUGGAGUUUAAGCAGCAAUUUCCAAUGUUAAACAAUGAAGAAGAUGCAGAAGUGCAAAAAGAAACUGUAGUUCCUCAAGUGUCCACUUGAGGGUGACUCCAAAAGCAGAGGAGUCCCCAUUAACCCCCCCCCCCCCCCCCCCCCCCCUUUAAAAUGCCUAUUAUCAGAGCGAAUUUAACAUUUUUACAGCCUGGUCCUAUUUUGGCAUACAGCUCAUUCAAAGAUUUAUAACUUAAAUAUAAAUUUGCAUGAAAAGGGGAGCCGAGUUGAACGACAGGGGGGAGUGCUGUAGCUGUUUAACCAGGAGGCUAAAAAACCUGCCUCAGCUCUUCCACUUUGCCAGUGUCUACAAUGAUUGAAAAUAAGCAUUUCAGCAUGGUGUAUUGAUGGGUACCAUAACAUGGCUCCAGAAACCAGUGGGUGAUGACACAGAGACUAUGUCCAUGUAUAAACAUGCAAUAUAUUUGCAGUGAUUUUAAAUAAAUCUC
Messenger RNA from Notolabrus celidotus (New Zealand spotty), 3800 nucleotides. It is a transcript of the gene fam131c, whose product is annotated as family with sequence similarity 131 member C. The record is from RefSeq and is a predicted model, not a curated record. NCBI's taxonomy places the organism in Eukaryota, Metazoa, Chordata, Actinopteri, Labriformes, Labridae. The coding region runs from base 295 to 1071 and encodes 258 amino acids. The transcript is spliced from 6 exons.